Molecule: messenger RNA, 1157 nt
Organism: Cylicocyclus nassatus
Lineage: Eukaryota; Metazoa; Nematoda; Chromadorea; Rhabditida; Strongylidae
Source: the annotation of a GenBank genome assembly
GAGUUCGACAAUGAUGACAGAUUUGAAAUCUUUGAAGAGUUUGAAGCUAUAUCAAAUUCUCAUAAGUUUGUCUGCUUUCUUCAUCAUCAUUUUUAUGAUGACCUUAAAUGAACCGCGCAUUCAUGGAAGUCCUAACUCGGUCAAGUUACCAGACAUGAAGAGCACGCCUUCGAGGAAUAUUAUUGCGAUAUUGACUAUUGUGAAAAGUAACUCUGACAGAGCCCGUUACAAGACGGCAAUGGAUUCGAUGGAGUGUUACGCUCUCCAGAACAACUACACAUAUUUGCAACUUUAUGGCGAAAAUUUCAAGACCAUAUGUGAACAAAAAGAUAUUUACUUCCAACGCCACUGCAUCGUUGCUCAUAUCCUCAGAAUUCACCACUACCGUUGGGUGCUGCUAUUAGAUGCCGACGUUGGUGUCGUUAACGAGAAACGAAGAUUGGAGGAGUAUAUCAAAGAAGAAGCCGACAUCAUUCUUUACGACAGAUUUCUCAGUUUUCAAGUGGCAGCAGGCUCCUAUUUUGCCAAGAAAUCAAACUUUUCUGUGGUAUUCCUUCGUGGUUGGGCAGAUUAUUCUUUUCGAUUGCCUAAAAGCUACCGCACUCGAGACAACGAUGCUAUACAUAUGUGGUUGGUGGAACUGAUUGCUCCUAAUGCACCUCUGGCACCAGUGUGCUGGUUGCUAUGGAGACGUGCAAGGGAUAUCACGAGCAUACAGCACUUUACUGUAUGUUGUAGAGAAGCGAUCAAAGAUGCAGCAUGUCCUCAGAUACUCAUCUACAAAAGGGGAGAAGGAUGGGUGAGAGAUGGUUGGCUGACGAAUAGUCAUUGGAAUCUUCAACGAGAUUUUAUGUUUCAUGGUUUGAAGGAAAGAGAUAAAAAGCGCUUUAACAUAGGUCAAAAAAACGUUCUCAAUGGACCUAAGUUCUAUCCUUGGUUUAACACCUUAAAAACACCAUUAGAGCUCGACAAGUGCAAAGAAGGCAAACAAAUAUGGAAUCAUGAAGCAGCGCUGGUUACGAACAAACAAACCAUUGACUUACACUUGGAGCGAUUGAAAAGAAGUAAAGAACAAGAUUAUCAAAAAGAAGUACGACUUGUUCAAAAAUUUGCAGACGGUACGAAUUUGAUGUGAAUUUAUAAUAAAAAAUAUUAAC